CUCACCUAGCUCCGGUCUUGGGAGAGAAUGGGCGCGCCUAGCCCGGGUGCGAGCUUUGAAGGGACUGGCCCCUCCUCCUGCUGCAACCCCACCCACCGGGCUCCUCUUCUUGGUCUGCCCGGCGCAGUCCUCUGUCACAGAGCUCCCCCGCACCUGUCUCGCCAGCUGCUUCUGCGCCCCUCCCUUCCAACCACCGCUCGGAAGUCCUAGGCGCUCCGCAGCGCCGGCCGCGCGCUGAGGGCAUGCGCUCUAUGAAGGCUCUGCAGAAUGCGCUGCAGCGGACCGGCAGUCACUGCCGGCGGGGAGGCUGGGGUCACCUGAGCCGGAGCCCCCUCCUUGGCGGGGGUGUCCGGCAACUCCUCAGUGAAGCAGCCGCACAGGGCAGAGAGACGCCGCACAGCCACCAACCACAGCACCGGGAUCAUGAUUCAUCAGAGAGUAGCAUGCUGUCCCGCCUGGGUGACUUGCUUUUCUACACUGUUGCCGAGGGACAGGAACGAAUCCCUAUUCAUAAGUUCACUAAUGCGCUGAAGGCCACUGGACUACAGACAACAGAUCCCCGGCUCCGAGACUGUAUGAGCCAGAUGCACCGGAUGGUCCAAGAAUCCAGCAGUGGUGGCCUUUUAGACAGAGAGCUCUUCCAAAAGUGUGUGAGCGGCAACAUUGUACUCCUGACCCAGGCAUUCCGAAAGAAGUUUGUGAUUCCUGAUUUUGAGGAGUUCACUGGCCAUGUGGAUCGCAUCUUUGAGGAUGCCAAAGAGCUCACUGGAGGCAAAGUGGCAGCUUACAUCCCUCAUCUGGCCAAGUCAAACCCAGACCUGUGGGGCGUCUCCUUAUGUACUGUGGAUGGUCAGCGGCACUCUGUGGGCCACACAAAGAUCCCCUUCUGCCUGCAGUCCUGUGUGAAGCCCCUCACCUAUGCCAUCUCCGUAAGCACCUUGGGCACUGACUACGUGCACAAGUUUGUGGGCAAGGAGCCCAGUGGCCUGCGUUACAACAAGCUCUCCCUCAAUGAGGAAGGAAUUCCCCAUAACCCCAUGGUCAAUGCCGGUGCCAUUGUCGUCAGCUCCCUGAUCAAGAUGGACUGUAACAAAGCAGAGAAGUUUGAUUUCGUGCUGCAGUAUCUCAACAAAAUGGCGGGGAAUGAAUACAUGGGUUUCAGCAAUGCCACAUUCCAGUCAGAGAAGGAAACAGGGGAUCGGAAUUACGCCAUUGGCUAUUAUCUCAAGGAAAAGAAGUGCUUUCCUAAAGGGGUGGACAUGAUGGCUGCCCUUGAUCUCUACUUUCAGCUGUGCUCUGUGGAGGUCACCUGUGAAUCAGGCAGUGUCAUAGCAGCCACCCUCGCCAAUGGAGGGAUCUGCCCCAUCACAGGCGAGAGCGUGCUAAGUGCUGAAGCAGUACGGAACACCUUGAGCCUCAUGCAUUCCUGUGGCAUGUAUGACUUCUCUGGGCAGUUUGCCUUCCAUGUGGGCCUGCCAGCCAAGUCAGCUGUGUCAGGAGCCAUACUCCUGGUGGUACCCAACGUCAUGGGAAUGAUGUGUCUGUCACCUCCACUGGACAAGCUGGGGAACAGCCAGAGGGGCAUUAGCUUCUGCCAGAAGUUGGUGUCUCUCUUCAAUUUCCACAACUAUGACAACCUGCGGCACUGUGCUCGGAAGUUAGACCCACGGCGUGAAGGGGGAGAAGUUCGGAAUAAGACUGUGGUGAACCUGUUAUUUGCUGCCUAUAGUGGAGAUGUCUCAGCUCUUCGAAGAUUUGCCUUGUCAGCCAUGGAUAUGGAGCAGAAAGACUAUGACUCACGCACAGCUCUGCAUGUUGCUGCAGCUGAAGAGCCUCAAGCUGUCCAAUACCUUUUCUAG
Molecule: messenger RNA, 1859 nt
Organism: Otolemur garnettii (small-eared galago)
Lineage: Eukaryota; Metazoa; Chordata; Mammalia; Primates; Galagidae
Gene: GLS2
Product: glutaminase 2
Exons: 18
Coding region: 243-1859 (538 amino acids)
Biological process (GO): L-glutamine catabolic process
Molecular function (GO): glutaminase activity
Source: RefSeq, a predicted model, not a curated record